Messenger RNA from Planococcus citri (citrus mealybug), 1999 nucleotides. It is a transcript of the gene Slu7, whose product is annotated as Pre-mRNA-splicing factor Slu7. The record is from RefSeq and is a predicted model, not a curated record. Gene Ontology annotation, molecular function: pre-mRNA 3'-splice site binding. Gene Ontology annotation, cellular component: spliceosomal complex. The transcript is spliced from 8 exons. The coding region runs from base 196 to 1902 and encodes 568 amino acids. Gene Ontology annotation, biological process: mRNA splicing, via spliceosome. NCBI's taxonomy places the organism in Eukaryota, Metazoa, Arthropoda, Insecta, Hemiptera, Pseudococcidae.
GAACUUGUAAACACUCAAAAUUUCGUCAAUGGUGAAAUCCUGUGAUAAGCACAGUAGAAAUUGAUAAAUUUAUGGAAAAUUGUGCCAUUAGUUGUCAUUUCCAACGUAAAAUCUAAUUAAAUUCGUUUAAAGUUUGCCUAUUAGUCGUAGAUAUAAUGCCCAAGUAGUAAGUGUUUUAAAUAUAAACUUCCAAGCAUGGCAUCAUUCCAUAAAAACGUGAUUGUUUCCGAAGUUAUCAAAUCAAAAUCAGAAAUAGCUGAAGAUGAACCUAAGAAAAAAUCUCGCGAAGAUUGGAGAAAAGCUAAAGAAUUAGAGGAAGCUCGUAAGGCGGGUACAGCUCCAGCUGCCGUCGAUGAAGAAGGAAAAGACAUCAAUCCACAUAUUCCACAGUAUAUAUCGUCUACUCCAUGGUAUUAUGGUUCCAGAGGACCAACGCUUAAACAUCAACGUAUUCAACCCGACAAUGUACCCCAAUACGCUGGUAUCGAUGAAUGGUACAAACGUGGCGUUAAUGAAGAGUCCAAAGCUAAGAAAUGGCGCAAAGGUGCGUGUGAAAAUUGCGGUGCAAUGACGCAUAAACGUAAAGACUGUAUGGAAAGACCUCGAGCUAGACCAGCCAGAUUCACCAAUUCUCAAAUCGCUCCUGACGAAUUCGUCCAACCUGUAUUGAAUCAAAGUUAUGAUGGAAAACGAGAUCGUUGGGCUGGUUACGAUCCAUCUCAACAUAAAACCAUCGUCGAACAUUAUCAAAAGAUAGAAGAAGCCAAACGACAACUCAGAGCUGAAAAAUUAAGUAAAGAAACUAAAGAAGGUGAAAAUAACGAAGAAGAGGAGGUUGACGAUGAAGAAGAAGAUGAAGAUAAAUAUGUAGAUGAUUUCGAUAUGCCUGGUACGAAAGUAGACAGUAAACAGCGAAUUACCGUUCGUAACUUGAGAAUACGAGAAGAUACGGCGAAAUAUCUCCGUAAUCUGGACCUCGGUUCUGCCUUUUAUGAUCCUAAGACGAGAUCUAUGAGAGAUAAUCCUCAUAUUAACAAAGAUCCCGAAGAAGUGGACUACGCUGGCGAAAAUUUUGUCCGUUUUACCGGAGAUACUCAGAAACACGCAACCGCUCAACUAUUCGCUUGGGAAGCUUUUGAAAAAGGUGUCGAUGUACAUUUACUAGCUGAACCAACCAAAUUGGAACUUCUCAAAAAAGAAUACGAAGAAAAGAAAAACGAAUUUAAGCACCGAGUACAAGAAAAGGUCCUAGAAAAAUAUGGUGGUGAAGAACAUUUGAAAGUUCCACCGAAAGAACUGUUGUUAGCGCAAACCGAAGAAUACAGAGAGUAUACCAGAUACGGGAAAUUAGUGAAAGGAGAAGAAAAACUUAAAGUUGUCUCGAGAUACGAAGAAGAUGUUCAUCCUCUUAACCACACAUCUGUCUGGGGCUCAUUUUGGUCAAAUGGUGAAUGGGGAUACAAAUGUUGCCACAGCCUUAUUAAAAAUUCGUACUGCACUGGAGAAGCUGGUAAAAAUGCUCCCGCCAUUACUACCGAUCCGUCUUCUUCUGCUUUUUCGAAAAAAGAAACGAAGCCGUCUAGCGAAUCGUCAUCGUCGUCUUCUUCGGGUUCUUCAUCAUCUUCGUCGUCGUCUUCAUCUGAUUCUGAAGAAGAUACAAGUAAAAAGAAGAAGAAGAAGAAGCAGAAGAAAAUGAAGAAAAAGAAAACGAAAGAAUCUAAAGAAGGAAUUGAUGAUAAGAAAUUGAAAACGGCCUUGCUGAAAGAAGAAAAGUCGAAGUAUACAGAAAUUGAUGACCGUAAACGAAAAUACAACAGUAUGUACGAAGUGAAGAAACCUUCGGAAGAAGAAAUGGAAGCUUAUUACAUGAAAAGAAGUAGGGAUUUCGAUCCCAUGGCUUAAAAUUCGUUACUAAUCGAGUUUUUUUCGAUUUUAUUUGUAUUGUAAAUAAUCUAUUAUUAUGAUUCGUUGUUAAGGAAUUAAAUUGACUUUAAAUUGA